GCGAAACGCCACACCGCAGCAGCAGCAGCAGUGCCCGGAUUUCGAGCCGUGUGCUUUUCUCCGCCGUCAGCGACGUCGUAUUCCAUCGCCAACCGUGAAGGAAGGAACGCGGCCUGUGCGGUUCUUCGUUCUUCCGCAGUCUUUCGGGUAGCUCUGUGUGCGUGCGCGAGCGCUUUGUGUGUGGUUUUUCGUUCGGAAUUUUCUAUCCAUUUUUCGCAGCAGUAAGUGAACCACCCAGCAGUAAAAAAACCCACCAUGUAUCACCUGAAGACGAUCGCGAAGAAUGCCACCAUCAAGCAGGAGGUGGCCACGCUGGUCAAGGCCGUUGCGGCCGUCCAGCAGCCGAUGGCGAUGAACCAGCAGCAGCCGAAGCGCACCUACGCCGAGCACCAGAUCCCGGAGCGGCUGAAGGAUGUGUCGACCGCGGCCAACCCGCGCUUCUUCGACAUGGUCGAGUACUUCUUCCACCGCGCCUGCCAGAUCUGCGAAGACAAGCUGGUGGAGGACAUGAAGGGCCGCGCCUCGAUGGACGAGAAGAAGAAGAAGGUGAAGGGCAUUUUGAUGCUGAUGCAGCCGUGCGAUCACAUCAUCGAGAUUGCCUUUCCGCUGCGACGCGAUUCCGGCGACUACGAGAUGAUUACCGGCUACCGUGCCCAGCACUGCACCCACCGUACCCCGACCAAGGGCGGUAUUCGUUUCUCGCUGGACGUGUCGCGCGAUGAAGUGAAAGCCCUGUCCGCGCUGAUGACGUUCAAGUGCGCCUGUGUGGAUGUACCGUUCGGUGGCGCCAAGGCCGGUGUCAAGAUCGAUCCCCGAAAGUACUCCGAGCAUGAGCUGGAGAAGAUUACCCGCCGUUUCGCGCUGGAGCUGUCGAAGAAGGGCUUCAUCGGCCCGGGCAUCGAUGUGCCGGCCCCGGACAUGGGAACGGGCGAGCGCGAGAUGUCCUGGAUUGCGGACACGUACGCCAAGACGAUCGGCCAUCUGGAUAUUAAUGCGCACGCGUGUGUCACCGGCAAGCCGAUCAACCAGGGCGGCAUUCACGGCCGUGUGUCCGCCACCGGACGUGGUGUGUUCCACGGGCUGGACAACUUCAUCAAGGAGGCGAACUAUAUGGCCCAGAUCGGUACGACGCCCGGCUGGGGUGGCAAAACCUUCAUCGUGCAGGGCUUCGGUAAUGUCGGUCUGCACUCGUGCCGCUACCUGACCCGUGCCGGUGCCACCUGCAUUGGUGUGAUUGAGCACGACGGUUCGAUCUUCAACCCGCAGGGUAUCGACCCGAAGGCUCUGGAAGAUUACAAGAACGAGAAGGGCACGAUCGUGGGCUUCCCAGGCGCGCAGCCGUAUGAGGGCGAAAACCUGAUGUACGAGCAGUGCGACAUCUUCAUCCCGGCUGCCGUCGAGAAGGUUAUCACCGCCGAGAACGCUGGCAAAAUUAAUGCUAAGAUCAUUGCCGAAGCUGCCAACGGUCCCACAACCCCGGCCGCGGACAAGAUCCUGAUCGACCGCAACAUUCUCGUCAUUCCGGAUCUGUACAUCAACGCUGGUGGUGUGACGGUGUCGUUCUUCGAAUGGCUCAAGAACCUGAACCACGUCUCGUACGGUCGUCUGACGUUCAAGUACGAGCGAGAGUCGAACUACCAUCUGCUCGCAUCCGUCCAGGAAUCGCUCGAAAAGCAUAUGAGCGCGGAAGACAGUAAAGUAUCCAAAGUUUCCCAGCUUUUACAACAAAUGUUUUGCAACCCCACUGUGGUCGUUCCCCGUCACCAAUCCGUACAGGCCUCGCUGGAGCGUCGCUUCGGUAAUGUCGGUGGCAAGAUCCCGGUCACGCCCUCGGAAGCAUUCCAGAAGCGCAUCUCCGGUGCCUCGGAGAAGGACAUCGUCCACUCCGGACUGGACUACACGAUGGAGCGUUCGGCACGCGCCAUCAUGAAGACGGCCAUGAAGUACAAUCUCGGACUGGACCUUCGCUCGGCCGCUUACGUCAACUCGAUCGAAAAGAUCUUCCAGACGUACCGUGACGCCGGUCUCGCUUUCUAAGCCCGGACAGGGAGAAAAAACGCCGCUUACCUUAUAUGCCAGCGAAGACACGCAUUUCGAUUCAAGAGAACACACACGGAGACGAACAAAACGAGCGCGCGCCAGCCAACACAACUGGUUCUUAGUUCAUUUGCCGAGAAGGGGAAACACGAUGCAACAGAACAGCCAGAGAGGGAGAGAGAGAUAGGAGUGGAAACAGCCACCGGCGAUCGUGUUUUUUCACAUUGUUAGAUGUCUAAGGUUUCGUUUACCUACACCUACCUCAUCGCCGUGCCGAUGCGGAAUGGCUGCAAGUGAUGAUUCCCACAUUCCAUGCGACAUAACAUUCCACGAGUACGAGUAGUAUGAACAACUGUGGUGUGUUGCAAUACUUUCUACACCGCACCGCAUCUCAACACACACACACUCAUUCCAUUUUUAACAAUCUUUAUUCGGCCAAAAGCGGUCCCUCUGCGUACUUGCUUGAUGAUUGUGUAUGAUGAUACUGGUGGCUGUUGUGGGCCGGAUUCGUUCCUCGGUUGGCACUGCACUUGUUGUUCGAUAAGUUUUAUUUGUAUUCAUGUACUUACAUUCAUCCAUCGUGUGGUACAGUUUAACUUCUACAAGCGACGGAAUGAUUACGCAUUAAGUUUCAUUAGCACGCUAUACUUUUGAAACAAACACAAACGAACCAAGAAGAACCGAAAAACUACGCAAUUCAACAUUCCCACAGUAGACCACAAUCGGAAACCCGACGCAACAGCACAGCAGCAGUAUAUUUAGUCGUGUAAUCGAGAUUUAAAAUCCAAAACGCAAGAGCAACACGGUGUUCGGCUCGUUGCCGUACGUAAAGUCGGGAAGGGUCCCCCCCCCCC
Molecule: messenger RNA, 2891 nt
Organism: Anopheles merus
Lineage: Eukaryota; Metazoa; Arthropoda; Insecta; Diptera; Culicidae
Gene: Gdh
Product: glutamate dehydrogenase, mitochondrial
Exons: 7
Coding region: 256-2037 (593 amino acids)
Biological process (GO): L-glutamate catabolic process
Cellular component (GO): mitochondrion
Molecular function (GO): L-glutamate dehydrogenase (NAD+) activity
Source: RefSeq, a predicted model, not a curated record